This is a messenger RNA of Symbiodinium sp. CCMP2592, 2475 nucleotides long. The record is from the annotation of a GenBank genome assembly. Lineage: Eukaryota; Dinophyceae; Suessiales; Symbiodiniaceae.
AUGGGCCGCAUCCAAGACUUCGCGCCGCAGCACAUUGCCAACGUUGCGUGGGCGAUGGCAAAGAUGUCUGCGAGCAGUCCGGAGCAGUUUGAGGCUUUUGCCAGGCCGGCCUGGGAGGCCCAGCAACAGUUCAAACCGCAAGAGGCGUGCAAUUUGCUUUGGGCUUUUGCCGCCACCACAGUCCACGUGAGAGGUGCCCAGAUGGCCAAAACAGUGGCUGCAUUGAGCACGCAGCUGCUGAAGCAGCUGGCGCGUUGCAAUCCACAGGACCACGCAAACUUCAUGUGGGCUGCGGUGAUGCUGUCAGCCGCAGACAGGCACCUCGCAGAUCAAGUGGCCCUGUCCGCGAGCGAACAGAUCCAUGAGUUCGGUGCAACUCAACUGUCUGCAGUGGUGUGGGCAGUCUCCAAAGGCAACUUCCAUGAGCCUGGGCUCUUCCGUGCCGCCACAGCCUGGCUGGCAGAGGACCGGAAUAUCCAAGCCAUGGGUACGCAGCAUGUCGCCAAUGUGCUUUGGUCCUUUGCUGUGGCUCACCAGCCUCCGGAAGAGGUUCCCGGGCACCUCUUGGGGAAGGGCAUCGCAUUGGCUGCCGAGUUCCGGACGCAAGAGUUGACAGGGGUGCUCUGGGCUGCAGCAGUCGGCGGCUGGUCCUCGCAGACGGAGCUUGUAGGAGCACUGUCGAAAGCAGCCACAGCCAAGGCCCCUUUCUUUCGAGCAGACGAGAUGGCCUCGGUCGCGGCGUCUGUUGCAAGGUUGGGCCAAGACACGAAGGUUCUGAAGCAGCUGUUCUUCCAGCGCUUCGAUUCCGCAGGCGCUUGGCAGCGGCUUUCUGCAGACGAGCUUGCCGCCGCACUUUGGGCGCUGGCACAAGCAAAGAAACACACGGCCGACAGCAUGGCGGCAUCUCCCGAUGAGUCACGGGCGCUCGAGGUUGCCGCUUCGGUUUGCACCACGAUGGCCGCCAGGCUGACACCAGGGCAGACCUGCACAGUGCUGGCAGCCCUGGCCCGCCUCGUCCCCGGCAGGAAAGAUGCGGUUCGUUCCCUGCUGCAGCGGCUGCAAGAAGGCCAGCCGAUGCAGCCGGCUGCAUUGGUCGAGGUUCUUUGCUCCGUGAUGCUGCUGGAUGUUUGGGACGAUCACCUCUUGGAAACUGCAGGCCAGACCUUCGUUACGGGACCAUAUGCAGGUGCGCACCUGCAGCACCUUUCCACCGGGCAGCUCGCCCGUUUGGCUUUGGCCGCGGGACGUUUUGGCCAGCGGUGCUUGGCUUCUGCUGCGUUGGCCGAAGCGGUGCACCGCACAGGAGCUGAACACGGUGACCUGCAGCCCUUCGAAUUGGCACACCUCUCCUUUGCGGCAGCCCUGGUGAGCUUGGUGGACAGGCCACUACACAGCAGCACGGCGCACGUGCUGAAACGAGCAUUCGCAGCGGCAUUCUGGGAGGCCGCCACUUCUGAGUCUCCGACAGCUUUGCUGGCAGAGCGCGACCAGGUGUACACUGCCCACCUGGCCGCUCGAUGGCUUGGAUCUGGCACGGUGUCAGAGCUUCGUGGCAAAGCUUUGGAGAGCUGCCAGGCUUCCGGACGACAUCAGCGCUCGCGUGCCGAGGAGCUGUUGUCAUUUGCGUCGGCGCGACAUGACGUCGUUGUAGAUAACGGCUCUACGGCUUUCACGGGCGAAAUUGAACUUGACGUCAGGAACUUUGGCCAGGUUUUUGCCAUGAUUCUACCUCGCUGGGUUGUUCGGUUUUUCCUGCCUGCAGUACCUGCCAUGGUUUCGCACGCGGGUGUUAUCCUGACUUUGAUCAUGUCUCCUGCCGCCAUCCUGCUGGUCGUCUUCGCAUUCUUUCAAAAAGUGGGCGACGGACAACGCGUGCAUCUUCGGGCCUACGUUCCGCAGUCUCGCAAAGAGCUCAGAGAGAAGUUGUGGAAGCGACUCGAGGCGAGCGCGCACAUCGAGAAGGCCACAGCUCUGGUCACCUGCACCAUUUGCCUCGAAGAUAUUCUUCCAGGGCAACCUGUGAGGAGACUUCGAUGUGGCCAUCUGAAUCUUGGAUGCGAGGUGUACACAUUCGAUAGUGUUUGUUGUGGUAAGCUAGACGGGCUGGCAGCGGUGCACGGUCUUGUUCGUGUGAGCAUUGCUGCUCGGAGUCAUGGGGUCGAAACCGACCGAGACCACCUGGCCUUGAUCCGGGCACUGGGAAGGCAAGGUGCCUGGGCCGCCUCCUUAGAGGUCUUUGAAUGCAUGCAGAAGGCGCAGCUGCAACCCAGUGAUUUGCACUGCACCGCGCUGAUGCGGGCCUGCACAAAAGGUGGAGAUCCUGCUACAGCGAUGCGUGUUUUUGCUGAGGUUGCCGAGCCUUCUGCGAUGGUCUUCGCCGCUGCCAUCUCUACCUGUGGAGCGGCUGGAGAUUGGGAGUGGCACAUCCUGAAGUGGAACAUGUGGAGGGGUUCAUCGCAUUCACACGGACAGUGA